UAAUUGCAAAUAAUAUUAAUAAUACUAAGAAUUAGUUUCUCUUUACGUCUUAUUGGACAUUAUUAAAUUGAAUGUUUUUUUUUAUGUUUGAAAUGAAUAGUAAUCUGUAGAUUUAUAUUUGUUAUUAACAAAUAAUAAUUUAAACCCACAAUCAAAAUAAUAACACAAUGCUUAACGCAAAAUAAGACGAAGAUGAUCGCUAUUAUCUAUUGUACAUUGUCUAUGAUAGGGUAUUCCUUUCAACAUAGCACUUCAAAGGUUAUUAUUAUUACCUUGCAUUAAAAACAUAUAAGGUUCCGUAGAUUUUUAUUUUAGGACGAGAUUACAUCAAAGAAAAUUUACAGAAUAUUAUUCAAUUAUCUUUAUGAAUUACAUUUAUAAUAUCAGGGCGUGUCACACUUUCUUUUUUUAUUGCCCUUGUAGGUAAACGAGCAUACGGCCCACCUGAAGGUGAGUGGUUACCGUCGCCCAUUGACUUCAGCAAUGCCAGGGGCAGAGCCAAGCCGCUGCCUACCGCUUAAUACUCUCCACAAGCCUCGUUUGAAGAAGGACAUGUCAUAGCGCUCGGGAAACACCGUGGAGGGGAGCUCAUUCCAUAGCCGGAUGGUACGUGGCAAAAAAGACCUCUGGAAACGCACUAUUAAUUUACUUAUUUUAUCAUUUUGAAGGUAAUUUUCAGAUUAAUUGUUUAGUCUUCCUACUAAAAUUACAGCUCGACCAAGCUAAGUUUGCACCCCGCAUCGAUUACUUCACACUGCCACCUAGGUGCGGUCUGAAAAAAGGAUUCGCUAUGACUUUAAAAAUGAUUAUGUUUCUGUCGGCGACAAAGAUACUAACCGUGCUGACGCGACAGGCCGAUCGCGGGAAGGUGAGCGGGGAAACGGGCGGACCGCCGCGCCGCAUUCCAGCGAGGUGCAAACUUAGCUUGGUCAAGUUGUAACUUCAUAGUCUAAAUCAGCUAAUUUCACACUAAAUCUCUUAACCUAUUUAACGUUAGAUACAACUUUAUAUAUAUUUAGAUAUUUUUUAUAAUCGACGCUAAUGAUUCACUGAUGAUUAUGAUUAACUAUAAGUAAUGACUCUGAAAUUAACUUGCAAGCUGCAGUAUCCUGGAUAUGCCAAAUAGGUGGUUUCAUAUCGUUUAUAUAGUGGUAAAUUUAAAUUAAUUUAAAGUUAAGUAAAGGCUAGUUAAGUUAAGUAAAGGUAAUUUUAAGUAAAGGCAGACAAAAUUACCGCUAACUCUGUUUUACUUGGAAUUUUAUGGGACUAAAAAUUACUAACAUUUUUUUAUCUGAGAAAUUGUAUUUAAUUUUUCCUAAUACUUUCCCUUUUCGGAAAACUUUCUUUUCAGCGAACCCUAAAUUUUAGUCAAGUCGUGUCAUACAAAAGUGUUGACAGAAAACAAAAAUUUCUACUUAUUUGAUUCAACAAUUAUGCAUUCUUAGAACAAUAAAAAAAGUGAUUUAAUUAUUGACCCCUCAGUAGAUAUUUAUGAAAAGAAAGCUAUAAAACGGUGAUUUCAAACCAAGAAGCUUAGGUUUAAAAGACGAAAUCCGAUCAUAUAUAUCAUUUUUUACAUUAAUUUUCUGGCAACAUUUAUCCGAUAGUUGACCGAAAAAGAACCGAAAGCUCUGGAAGAACUGAAACCGAGUAAGCGUAAUACCUCAAUUUCAUUCUAAAACGGAUUCUUGUGUUGAAGAGUCGUACUCUAAACUUCCUUAAUCAACAUAGUAGCUUUUAUACCUGCGUAUCGCUCGAAGAGAACAAAAAUUAAAGGAACAUGGGGCUUCUAGCUGCAUUAGUGGUAAACGCGGUCGGCGGUGCUGUAAUAUAUGGCACUGGGGGUCUGUUGACUCCAUUAGUGGCUCCCGUGCUCGGUUUCAGCUCAGCGGGAAUAGCGGCAGGAAGCACAGCCGCUGCUGCACAAGCAUACUACGGAAAUUUAGUGGCCGGCAGCAUUGUGUCACAGUUGACUGCUGCUGCCAUGGUAGCCCCCACGCCAUGAGGUGAUGCUAAACAUCACCCGUUCUCGACAUCGCUCCAGGAUCGGACCUUUUCUGUUUUAUUUGGAAUUAAAAUGCAUUUAAAUUUUUAAUAAAUUUGUCGAUGCGAUGUA
Messenger RNA from Bombyx mori (domestic silkworm), 2116 nucleotides. RefSeq lists its product as hypothetical. The record is from RefSeq and is a predicted model, not a curated record. Lineage: Eukaryota; Metazoa; Arthropoda; Insecta; Lepidoptera; Bombycidae. The transcript is spliced from 4 exons. The coding region runs from base 1781 to 2005 and encodes 74 amino acids.